AUGCCUUCCAUUUCCACAAACACUCCAAAGACCUUAUAUGACAAGGUCUUUGAAGAUCAUAUCGUUCAUAAAGAUGAAUCCGGCUCUUAUUUAUUAUACAUUGAUAGACAUUUAGUUCAUGAAGUUACAUCUCCUCAAGCUUUUGAAGGUUUGAAAACUGCUGGUAGAAAAGUUAGAAGAACUGAUUGUACUUUAGCUACUGUUGAUCAUAAUAUUCCAACUGAAUCAAGAGCAAAUUUCAAAUCUACUGCAACUUUUAUUAAACAACAAGAUUCAAGAUUACAAGUUGAAACUUUAGAACAAAAUGUUAAAGAUUUUGAUGUUACUUUCUUUGGUAUGACUGAUGAUAGACAAGGUAUUGUUCAUAUUAUUGGUCCUGAACAAGGUUUCACAUUACCAGGUACAACUGUUGUCUGUGGUGAUUCACAUACUUCUACUCAUGGUGCUUUUGGUUCUUUAGCUUUUGGUAUUGGUACUUCAGAAGUUGAACAUGUUUUAGCCACUCAAACUAUUAUUCAAGCUAAAUCUAAAAAUAUGAGAAUUUUCAUUGAUGGUGAUUUAAGUCCAGGUAUCACUUCAAAAGAUCUUGUCUUACACGUUAUCGGUGUCAUUGGUACUGCUGGUGGUACCGGUUCCGUUAUUGAAUUUGCUGGUAAGGCAAUUGAAAAUUUAUCAAUGGAAGCUAGAAUGUCCAUCUGUAAUAUGGCCAUUGAAGCUGGUGCAAGAGCUGGUAUGAUUAAACCUGAUCAAACUACUUUUGACUAUAUAGAAGGUCGUCCAUUAGCCCCAAAAGGUGAAGAAUGGACUAAAGCUGUCAACUAUUGGAAAACUUUACACACUGAUGAAGGUGCUCAUUUUGAUCAUGAUAUUAUAAUUAAAGCUUCAGAUAUUGUUCCAACUAUUACUUGGGGUACUUCUCCACAAGAUGCUUUACCAAUUACUGGUUCUGUACCAGAUCCAUCAAAAGUUGAAGAUCCAAUCAAGAAAUCCGGUAUGGAAAGAGCUUUGAAAUAUAUGGGUUUAACACCUGAUACCCCUUUCAAAGAAAUCCCAGUCGAUAAAGUUUUCAUUGGUUCUUGUACAAAUGCUCGUAUUGAAGAUUUAAGAGCUGCUGCUAAAGUGGUUAAAGGUCAUAAAAAAGCCUUUAAUGUCAAACGUGCCAUGGUUGUUCCAGGUUCCGGUUUAGUUAAGAAACAAGCUGAAAAAGAAGGUUUAGAUAAAAUCUUUGAAGCUGCUGAUUUUGAAUGGAGAGAAGCUGGUUGUUCAAUGUGUCUUGGUAUGAAUCCAGAUAUUUUAGAUCCAGAGGAACGUUGUGCUUCAACUUCAAACAGAAAUUUCGAAGGUCGUCAAGGUGCUGCCUCUCGUACACAUUUAAUGUCACCAGCCAUGGCUGCCGCUGCUGGUAUUGUUGGUUACUUUACUGAUAUUAGAGAAUUUCAAUAUAAAAGUUCUGAUGAACCAAGAAUUUCCAUUGAAAAGGAUGAAGAUGAAUCAUUACAAAAAGCUGUUUAUGAUCAUGAAAAGGAACCAUUAGAAGAAGGUGAAACUGAACAAGAAAAGAAGGAUGAUGAAUUAAAAGAUAUCCCACCAUCAGAUCACACCGUCAAGGAAACCCCAGUUGAAUCUGCUGGUACACCAUCAAACGCCUUCACCACUUUAACUGGUACAACAGCGCCACUAGAUAAAGCUAAUGUUGAUACUGAUGCCAUCAUUCCAAAACAAUUUUUGAAAACUAUCAAAAGAACUGGUUUGAAAGAUGGUUUAUUCUAUGAAUUAAGAUUUGUUAAAGACUCAGAAGGUAAAGAUGUUGAAACUGAUUUUGUUUUAAAUGUUGAACCAUACAGAAAUGCUGAAAUCUUAUUAGUUACUGGUGAUAACUUUGGUUGUGGUUCUUCAAGAGAACAUGCUCCAUGGGCUUUAAAAGAUUUUGGUAUUAAAUCCAUUAUUGCUCCUUCAUUUGGUGAUAUUUUCUACAACAACUCCUUCAAGAAUUUCAUCUUACCAAUUAGAUUACCACAAGACGUUAUCUUGGAAAAAUUAUACCCAGUUGCUAAAGCUGGUAAACCUUUAACUAUUGAUUUACCAAACCAACAAAUCUUGGGUCCUGAUAAAGAAGUUUUAGUUGAUCAUUUUGAUGUUGAACCAUUCAGAAAACAUUGUUUAGUCAAUGGUUUAGACGAUAUUGGUUUAACUUUACAAAAAGAAGAAUUCAUUUCUCAAUAUGAAGCUAAAAGAAGAGAAAAUUUCUCCUUUUUAGAAGGUGGUUCAAAAUUAGUCAAACCAAUUAAAGGUACCAAAAAGAGUAAAUUUGGUGUUAAAGCACAAGAAUGGUAA
Molecule: messenger RNA, 2334 nt
Organism: Hansenula anomala
Lineage: Eukaryota; Fungi; Ascomycota; Saccharomycetes; Phaffomycetales; Wickerhamomycetaceae
Gene: LEU1
Product: 3-isopropylmalate dehydratase LEU1
Exons: 1
Coding region: 1-2334 (777 amino acids)
Biological process (GO): L-leucine biosynthetic process
Cellular component (GO): 3-isopropylmalate dehydratase complex
Molecular function (GO): 4 iron, 4 sulfur cluster binding; 3-isopropylmalate dehydratase activity
Source: RefSeq, a predicted model, not a curated record